ACAACACUAAAAAAAAUCGAAUCAUUCUAUAUUUUGACAAGUAACGCGACUGAAACAACACACCAAACCCCCAACCAACCCUAAAACAACUUCCACUAUUAUCAUUAAACCAGAAAAUUCCUUCAUCACCCUCUAGAACCUUAUAGAACCUUCUAGAAAUUUCCCGAAUUUUCCGCGCCGCUAUAAAUACGGCUCCGAUUCCGCUACUCCUCAGUCCAAAACAUCACCGCUGAGCGAAAAAGCAACGAACAUGUUCUACCCCGCGCUUUCCCACGAUUUUCGCUACUUCUUGCGUUUAUUGAAACCGUGGAGGACCGUCCUGGCUCACCACGACGUCGAGUCUUCGGUCCGCUUUGGCAAAGAGAAGUUCCAGGCGGACUUGGACGUGCAGAACUUCAAACCUGAGAAUUUGAAAAUUAGAGUGACUGAAGAUAACGUGAUAACUGUGGAGGGCAAACACGAAGAGAAGCAAGACGGCGAUGGGUACGUGUCUAGACACUUCGUGAGGAGGUUUGUGUUGCCGAAGGGACACGACAUGACCAAAGUGGAGUCGAGGUUGUCUUCGGAUGGGGUUUUGACGGUUUCGGCGCCGAGGGUCGUCGAGGAGGAGGUGGGAAAGGAGAUACCGAUUGCGAAGACGGGGAAGCCGUAUUGGGGGGACGGCGCCAAGGGGGAGGAGAAGAAGUAGUGGAGUAAAAUAUAUGCAACAUUGUUAUUAAAUAUUGUGUGUCUGUAGUUUCAAAAUAAAGAGUUGUUUUUUAGGA
Zophobas morio is the source of this 764-nucleotide messenger RNA. RefSeq names its product heat shock protein 27-like. The coding region runs from base 251 to 688 and encodes 145 amino acids. Gene Ontology annotation, cellular component: cytoplasm; nucleus. The transcript has a single exon. Gene Ontology annotation, biological process: response to heat; protein refolding. Lineage: Eukaryota; Metazoa; Arthropoda; Insecta; Coleoptera; Tenebrionidae. The record is from RefSeq and is a predicted model, not a curated record.